AUGUCGGGCCAGGCUGAAUCCCCAACUAAAGCGCUCGUCCCCAACGACUCCUUGCACAAUGACCAAUGGAAAUUGGAUUUACAAAAAUCUAUCACAGACCUCUCUGCCCAGGUCAAUACUCUACAGACUAAUCUCAACCAAAUGUCGGGGCCGGCCCUACCAAACCUGGACAAUAAUGGGCCCAUCUCCAAAAAGCCUCUGGCUGACGACCAAUGGAAAUUAACCAUGCACCAAAUACUCACGGAAUUCUGUGUCAAAGUGAACAACCUCGAAUCCGAACUCCGAGACCUUAAAUCCCAAACCUGUGCACCUCUAAAUGAAGGCACACCCAACACCUUCCGGUUUGGCUCCACAAGCCCGCCAGCCCCGCCAGCAAAAAGACCGAGGCCACAGGCGUCCAUUUGUAGUAGUAACAGUGAACCUCCCAGCUACCGCUCAAAAGUGGGCAACCCCACAAAACCGACUCCCCGAAAAACCCCUGAUCCCACCGACCUCUCAGCCCCUACUGCAGCCGCCAGCACCCGCACAGCUUCUGACGAAAGUGAUGGGCCGCCCGAUGCCGGACAAAACUCUCCACGAAAUGGAUGA
This is a messenger RNA of Sphaeroforma arctica JP610, 588 nucleotides long. RefSeq lists its product as hypothetical. The transcript has a single exon. The record is from RefSeq and is a predicted model, not a curated record. Bases 1 to 588 code for a protein of 195 amino acids. NCBI's taxonomy places the organism in Eukaryota, Ichthyosporea, Ichthyophonida.